ACACAGGGAGAAUUUUACAGACCAUCAGUGACAUUUAUUGUCAUUCUCUUGUUGCAGCUCAGCAAGCUGUUGGGAGAAAGCUGUACAUCAUUUGAUGCAUAGGGAGCCGUAAUAACUGUAGAUAAAAAUUUCACAGGGGGGACUGAUAACCUUUCCAUGCUUCAUCUUUUGCAGAAAAUGCAAGUGAUAACUGUAUGAACUUUGCAUAUGUACAUGUCAGACUCUGUCUUUCUCUAUCUUGAAUCCCUUAUCAUGAUAAGUUGAUAACACAAUUUAAUAAGAGCUUAAAUCUUUCUAUUGUUCAAUGUUUUAAAAAAAUUCGUAAACCUGAAGGGGUUUUGAUAAACCAUUCCAAACAGUCUUGCUUGUAAAAAAAAUAUCACCUUGCAAAUUGAAUGUGUCCUGAAUGCAUGUAGAUGAAAUGGAAACGCAGGAAUCUUAGUCAUUUGUGGUGGGCUGCAACUAGGGAUUGAUCACAUGACCAGAGAUCUUAUUUUUUAAGGAGGGUGGGUAGGUCCUAAAUCAUUUAUCUAAAGGAUUAUAUUGACAUUAAACAAAUUUUUCCCCAGUUAUGCAAUCCAAGUAUCCAAUUUAUAAGAAACAGUUUCAUCUUAUAGCUCCCAGUCCAGAUAUUUAAUGGAACAAUAUUUGCUAAUAUGUUAAUUUGUAACCGUUUGAGCCUAAGUUCCCAUUGAAUUAUGUAUGAUAAAUGCAUGCUUCCUCGAGGUUCCGUAUUGGACUGAAUCACUGGAGUCAUGCUAUAUGUGUCCGUGAUGAUGGUAGGGAUUUGAAAAGUGACUAAGGGAAAAGCCUGACUGUGUGACUGACUCUACUACGCUACAAUUACAUUUCUAUGGUCCCAAUUAUCAAGUGCAUGCAGUCCCUGGCUGUGUUAUGGAUCCACACAGCACAGUGCAGUGUUGAGGUGGAGAUAUCCUGCUGUGCCGGAGUAAAUAAAGAGCCAGAGUAGUGGUGGUCAAUUCUAAAUGACUGGGGAUUCCUCAUGCUGUAUAUACACCUAUUGUGUGUAUAAAGUAAAUUAAGCACCUGUCUGGUCUUGAGCUUUCUGUUUGCAGCAUGAUAACAUCGUAGUGUGUUUGUGUUUUCAAUAUGUAGGAGGAAGUUUACAGUGGAUUGGAAUUUUUCAGGGAUGUGUCAAUUUGUGUAUUUUAAAGAUGUUUUCUAGAUAGAAACACCUUUCAAUGGCUAAGGUCACUGAAUUCCAGUGGCAAAUACCUGUACCAGAGUUGUUACAGAAAGGAGCUGUGUUUGAUAGAUGGGAUGAGGAAUCUGCUACUCUUGAACCAAAAUGCACAGUCAAGGUGGAUGAAUAUGGUUUCUUCAUCAACUGGCAAAGUGCAGAGCGAGAUGGUCAGGUUUUGGAAAUAUCACAGGUUAAUGACAUUCGAUUAGGACUGGCUCCCAAGAUAAACGAUCCCCGGACCUAUGCUGAGAUAGAACAGAGAGGGAAUGGUAACCUGGAAUGGAGGACAGUGACAAUAUGCAGUGGGCUGGACCUAGUCAACAUCAACUACACCCCCAUGAUAGCUGCUGACCCAGACACUGCAAGGGUAUGGUAUGAAUGUCUAAGGAAGCUGACACCCAAUACCAAAGCAAACAACAUUUGUCCAAUGACUUCAUUGAAGAAACACUGGUUAAAGCUUUGCUUGCUGGUCAAUCCAAAGGGGAACAUUCCUGUCAAAAGCAUCACUAGAACGUUUGCCUCAGGAAAGACAGAGAAGAUGAUUAUGCAGUGUCUGAUGGACCUGGGUUUACCCGGAGGAAAGAAUGAUGAGAUAGAUCCUAAACUUUUUACAUUUGACAAGUUCUAUGAAUUAUAUCACAAGAUUUGUCCCAGGACAGACAUAGAGGACCUAUUUCGUGAAAUAGCUGGUAGUGCCACAAAAACAUAUCUCACUGUACCUCAAUUAAUAGAUUUCUUCAAUGAGAGACAGAGAGAUCCCCGAUUAAAUGAAAUCCUAUUCCCACAUUAUAACAAGAAAAGAAUUCUGCAGAUUAUCCAGAACUAUGAAAAAGAUCCAGAAUAUGUUAAGAAUGAAUGGUUAAGUUCCGAUGGGUUUUGUCGCUAUCUGAUGUCAGACGAGAAUGCCCCCGUGUAUCUUGAGCGGCUGGACAUCUACAUGGACAUGGAUCAGCCCCUGUGUCACUACUUCAUCAAUUCCUCCCACAACACAUAUCUGACCGGACGACAGUUCGGUGGACGCUCCUCUGUAGAAAUGUACAGACAGGUGCUGCUAGCAGGGUGCAGGAGUAUAGAGUUAGAUAUUUGGGAUGGAACCAAAGAAGAACAGGAGCCCAUUAUCACACAUGGAAUGGCCAUGUGUACUGAUAUCCUCUUUAAGGAUGUUAUCCAGGCAAUAGCAGAAACAGCAUUCAUCACCUCCCAGUUUCCUGUCAUAUUAUCAUUUGAAAAUCACUGCAGUAAACCGCAACAAUACAAAAUGGCCAAAUACUGUGAAGAAAUUUUUGGAGACAUGUUGUUAAAGAAACCAUUGGACAGUUGCCCACUGCAACCUGCUAUACCUUUACCAUCUCCCAAUCAGCUCAAAGGAAAAAUACUCAUCAAGAACAAAAGGCUACGACCAGAAGUAGAAAGAAGACAGUUGGAGUUAUUUAUAAAAGGACAGUAUCAAAUAGCAGCAGAAGAGUCGGCCCAGGAUCAAGACCCACUGAACAAGGUCAUAGAGGACAUUGAGGGAGAGGAUGGGCCAAUGAAUGCGGAAGAUGACCAGUCCAGCUCAGAUUCGCGAGCCGAAGACACUCGAUCCGCUUCACCAAAAAAAGAAAUUGACCCCCCAACAGUCAGCACCAACACCGACGCCCACCCAGAGUUGCAUCUUGGGAAGAGUGAGGACAUGGACAGCAGCAUGGAUGGAGAGGACAGUCUGGCCAAGAAGACGUUCCGACAGUUUUCUGGUAAAAAGGGAAGCCUCACAGCAGAUGAGGAAGCUGCUUUGAUGUCUGCCUACCAUUAUGAGAGAGCCACCACCAACAUCCAUCCCUAUCUGUCAUCCAUGGUCAACUAUGCUCAACCCGUCAAGUUCCAGGGCUUCAAGGUUGCAGAAGAGCAAAAUGUUCAUUAUCACAUGUCAUCCUUCAAUGAAAACGUAGGACUCCAAUACCUCAAAUCUCAGGCAAUAGAGCUUGUCAACUAUAACAAGCGCCAAAUGAGUCGGAUUUAUCCCCGAGGUCAUCGAGUGGACUCGAGCAACUACAUGCCCCAGCUUUUCUGGAAUGCUGGAUGUCAAAUGGUGGCUCUCAAUUUUCAGACCCCUGAUUUAGCCAUGCAACUCAAUCAGGGAAAGUUUGAGUACAAUGGGAAUUGUGGAUUUCUAUUGAAACCAGACUUCAUGAGGAGACCGGACAGAAACUUUGACCCCUUUCUGGAGAGCACUGUGGACGGAAUCAUUCCAGCACAGUGUUCAGUGCAGGUUAUAUCUGGACAGUUUUUGUCGGACAAGAAAGUAGGUACCUAUGUGGAGGUAGACAUGUAUGGACUGGCCACUGACACCAUCCGGAAAGAGAUGCGCACAAAAGUCGUACCAGCAAACGGACUCAAUCCUGUCUAUAAUGAGGAGAAGUUUGUCUUCAGAAAGGUUGUCUUGCCUGAUUUAGCUGUCCUUAGAAUAGCCGUGUAUGAGGAUACGGGGAAGCUGAUUGGCCAGCGCAUCCUGCCACUUGACGGGCUACAGUCAGGUUAUCGCUACAUCUCACUGAGGACGGAAGGAAACUUUCCCCUCUCCCUCCCCACAAUAUUCUGUCGGAUAAUCCUUGAAACAUACAUACCAGAGGAAGUGGGAUUGCUAGCUGAUAUUCUGGCAAAUCCCCAAGACAAGAAGCAGAGAAUGUUUGAUAAGUUUGGCUAUGAUAGUGAGUCAAUAUCUGAUGCCCCUGUGCUUCCAAAGAAUGCCAGUAAAGCAGAACUAAAACCCAGCACCAAUGGUCAACUGUCUGUCAACUCCAACAACCAGCAAGCCAAAACAAAGGACGAAAAGAAAGAUGACCCCAAUUUCCCUCACCUUACAAGAGAGAGUGUGAAAUCGGACAAAAACUUUCAGAAACUGCUGAAGAAGCAGCAGAAGGAGCUACAAGUGAUGAAAAAAAGACAUCAGAAGGACAAGUCAGCUAUGCACAAACAACACUGUCUGGUGGUGGACAAGAUAGUGAUAACGCGCGACAAAAAGCUGACGGCCAUCGAGAAAAGCAAGAACAAAGGUGAUGUGACAGAUUCCAAAGCUUUAAUUGAUGACCAUAAAAUAGAGAUUUCAGAGGUGGUGGCCAAGCAUACCAAGGAGUGGUCUGAAAUCUCCCAGAAACAGCUGAAGGAUGAACAUGAACUACUGAGGGAUCAUGUGGUGCAGCAAAAUGUGCUUCUGAAAAAGCUGUUUGAAGCAGCUCAACAGGACCAGAUCAAAGAGCUAGAGGUCCUCAAUGACAGAGAAGAAAAAGAGUUGACAGUCAAACAGUCCAAGCAGUCCAUGGAGUCCAGUAAAGCUGUGAUGAAUGAUAAAACAAUCAAAGCUAAGGCAGAGAGGGAGAGACGUAUUAAAGAAAUAAGUGAAAAUAACAUUAAACGGUUCACGGAUGAGCGAAAAAGGUUAAAGAUCAGACAAUCAAAGCAAAUAGAGAAACUUUUCCAGCAGCAUCAACAGAUGAUGGAGAAAUUCUUGCAGGAAUGCAAGAAGGAAGAAGAAAAAAUAGAAAUGAUGUUUGAGGAGGCCAAAUUAGCAUCUCGUCCAGAAACUGAUGUUUGAUAGCGUCUAACUUAAUGUCACACAACAAGAUGGCUGAUGUGUGUCUGGUCUCCAUCAGCCGUGAUCUCCUGUUUGCCGGCCACCCAGCUUCUGCAGAGUAUUCAUUACAAGGACAGGAAUUUUGUUGCCAAAGAAUAUAUUAUUCAUGUAUUGAUUUCCUUGUUACAUGUACUUCCAUUUUCUGUUAAUCUAGACUUCCUUGAAGACUUUUCUUGUUGAUUUUUUGUACAGAGGGCUGUUUUUUGACGGGUUGAUUUUUUUUAUUUCCCUCCUCUCUCUCUAUCUUUCGAUAGUGCAUUCUUGUUGUACAUUGUAUCAGGGGGACAUGGUGUUUACUAAUACUGACGGUUUCUUCCAUUGUUGAUAUAGAUUUCUUAUUUUUUUAGGAUUUACAAUGUAUUCAUAUUUUAAUAUGUAUAAAUUAUAUAUUUGACUGUAGGAAAUUUGGACCUCCCCCACCCCUUUAAUCUUAUCUCUCCCUCAUGCAUUUAACAAACAAUAUGAAUCGGAGGCAUAGCCAGCAGAAAACUUACUGCAUUUAAAUUACUUGAAUCUUAUUUUAUUAAGUGAAACCCCAACAUCAGGAUGUUGAAAAAAAAUGUUACAAGUUAAUUUACUUUUUACUUAUUAAACAUGUCUGUCUCAGUUUGAUUUUUUUUUCUACACUGAAUGUACAUGUAUAUUGAAUACUAUAAACUCUCUAUAUAUAUUUAAUUUAAAGGAUCUUUUGCAGCAUUACAUGAUAAAGAUAAAGGUUGUUGAUCAAUAAUGUUGUUGUAGUAUAUGUUACAUUUAUAAUGAUUGCAAUUUUGUAUACAAAAGAUUUGGGGACUUUUCAUUUGAAUUUGUGUGUGUGUGUGUCCAGUUUGCAAAGACUGUAGCUGCUUCUUGAUAGAUUCCAUGUGUUCAGAGUAUUUGAGUAUGCCAGUAUGUACGGUAUAGCUUCUCUCAGUUGCAUUGAGAACAAAUGAUACAGUCUCAACAUCAAAGUACAUGUAUACAUGUAUAGUAAAUCUUAUUUUAAUUGUAGAAUGUGCCAUGGUUUUGCUCAAAUGAUAACUAUAUUGAAAUCCAAUCAUAUGAAAUCCAAUGGUUUAAGAGAGUAUCUUUACUUUUACUUUUCAAGAAUAAGAUUUAAUUUUAAAUACAAUUAGAUAAGAAGAAGAGAUUUACAUGUAUGAACAAAUUUUGGCAAGUUUUAUAUACCUUUGUCUGUUAACUGGCUACGAAUCGUAAAUGAGUAUCAUUUUCUGGCUUUUAUAGCGGUGCUAUAUUUUGAUUUUGUUUACUGGUAGUUUAUGAGUAUUUUGAUAUUUUUUUUUUUUUAUUUUCACAUACUUUGAAUUGGGUUUAUUAUAUUUUAGUGCUUUUUUUAAGGUUGUCUCACUAAUUACAAUAAGCAAUAUUUUUUUAUGUUUUAAAUAA
This is a messenger RNA of Magallana angulata, 6200 nucleotides long. Its product is annotated as 1-phosphatidylinositol 4,5-bisphosphate phosphodiesterase beta-4-like. Bases 1203 to 4775 code for a protein of 1190 amino acids. Gene Ontology annotation, molecular function: calcium ion binding; phosphatidylinositol-4,5-bisphosphate phospholipase C activity. The transcript is spliced from 34 exons. Gene Ontology annotation, biological process: lipid metabolic process; phosphatidylinositol-mediated signaling. The record is from RefSeq and is a predicted model, not a curated record. NCBI's taxonomy places the organism in Eukaryota, Metazoa, Mollusca, Bivalvia, Ostreida, Ostreidae.